AUUUCUGAUUGCAAGAUGGCGUGGAAACACACCACCACCACCACCACCACCAUCACCCUCUUCUUCCUCCUCAUCACCACCUCCACCUCCACCACCUCCACCACCGACCCCUACACCCCCGGUCCACUCAACUCCACCCAUAUCCACAUCUCGGCGGUGGUAACAAUAGAUCUACAGGAGGAGCUGGACGUGUGGGUGCCAACUGAGCCUGGAACAUUUGGGACCGUAUACUUCAUCGAUUCUUUUGGCGGGUACACACCUGGAUCGCUCUAUCAGGAGUUCGGCCACUUCCUCGCCUCGCACGGGUUCGCAUUGGUGGUCCCGUGGAGUCUGAGUCUACCCGUUAACCCAGUGGACAAGGUUCCUAUCUUCGCCUCCGUCCUCGCUUGGGCCGAAGAACACUUGGAGGAAAAACUGCACGAGAAGGGAGUGGACGAGGGAGUGCAUUUGGACCUGGAUAACCUUGUGUUAAGCGGGCACUCGGCAGGGUCUCAUGUCUUGGUGGAGUACCUCAAGGGGGGCUGCGGGAAAGUCAAGGCCCAGGUGUUUGUAUCCCCCGUGGACGGCGUGGACCCCCUUGGCUUGAUCCCGGAGUUCUGCAUCAACCCGGGGGAGUAUUUGAAUUACGGGCUACCCACCAUGCACAUUGAAGGGGGUUUCGAUUCUCUCCCAGGAUCAUCGGGAGUGGCAUGCGCCCCUCUUGAGCUAAGUAACAUUCGAUUCUACAACGCCGUGGAUCCUAAGUUAGCCGGCAAAUGGCAUCUCAACACCACGCAGUUCGGGCACGCGGAUCUCCUAGACGAUGAAGCCAUAGCGUUUGUGGAGUCCAGUAGCUUCUGCGCCUGGAAUCCGAAUCUGAGCUUAGCGGAUCACGAUGCGUAUAGAAGAUUUGUGGGCGGUUCGAUGGUGUUGUUUAUGAAUGCCGUGUUCUCCAAUGACGAGGCAGCGUGUGGAUCUUACCUGAGUUACUUACAAGACCCGACCUUAAUGAAUAUAGAGGUCACCAACUUCUACGAUAACCCGAGCGGCCUGUGUCCUACGCCUACUUGUACGUGGUCUCCGCUGCCUACUACUACUACUACUACUACUACUUAAAUGACUACUACUACUACUACUACUACUACUACUACUACUACUACUGAGCAAAAUAAGAAAAAAACAAGAAUAAACAAAGAAAACAAAAACAAAAACAAUCUUAUUUCUUUUAAAAGGGAAGAAAAAAAAUUAGGAAAAGAAAAAUUAAUGUGAAUAUAAAUUUUAAUUCGAUUUUUUUUAUUAUUUUUUUUAUUGAUGAAGAAAAAAAAUAAUUAACUUAGAAAUAUUAAUAAGUGUUGAUGCCCUUAUUGUGUUCUCUCUCUCUCUCUCUCUCUCUCUCUCUCUCUCUCUCUCUCUCUCUCUCUCUCUCUCUAA
Messenger RNA from Eriocheir sinensis (Chinese mitten crab), 1410 nucleotides. RefSeq lists its product as uncharacterized. The record is from RefSeq and is a predicted model, not a curated record. The transcript has 7 exons. Lineage: Eukaryota; Metazoa; Arthropoda; Malacostraca; Decapoda; Varunidae. The coding region runs from base 16 to 1095 and encodes 359 amino acids.